This is a messenger RNA of Rhodofomes roseus, 516 nucleotides long. Its product is annotated as mitochondrial 30S ribosomal protein S13. Bases 1 to 516 code for a protein of 171 amino acids. Gene Ontology annotation, cellular component: mitochondrion; ribosome; small ribosomal subunit. The record is from RefSeq and is a predicted model, not a curated record. The transcript has 2 exons. Gene Ontology annotation, biological process: translation. NCBI's taxonomy places the organism in Eukaryota, Fungi, Basidiomycota, Agaricomycetes, Polyporales, Fomitopsidaceae. Gene Ontology annotation, molecular function: RNA binding; structural constituent of ribosome.
AUGGUGCACAUCCUUGGUACCUUGCUGCCAGAGAAGCAGCUGGUCAAGUUUGCCUUGACCCAUUUCUACGGCGUUGGACACCUCACCGCCGCUAGGCUCUGUGCUCGUACUCAAAUACAUGAUAGGUGCAAGAUUCGCGAGCUCACACCCUCGCAAAUUACUAGCUUAACGGGCUUCCUCUCGUCGCCAUCUACCGCAUCCACCUUACCGCACUUUCCGCUCGCGACGCCGGAUUACGUCCCUCCACGGCUGUCAGAACCGAUUCCCGCCGCUCCACGGCGACCUACGACUGUGGAUGCUUCCAACCCGGAGAAGGAGCUCCCCGGCGAUAAGCUGAGAGGCCUCAGGAUUGGGGCAGAGCUGCGCAGGGAUAUCAGGGACAACAUCGCACAUUUGCGUAACAUUGGGAGUUACGUGGGUCUGCGGCACGCCCUGGGAUUCCCCGUCAGGGGCCAGAGAUCAAGACCCAACGCGCACACGGCGAGGAAGCUCAACAGGGUCGUGCGGUACGCAUAG